Chironomus riparius is the source of this 5013-nucleotide messenger RNA. NCBI's taxonomy places the organism in Eukaryota, Metazoa, Arthropoda, Insecta, Diptera, Chironomidae. The record is from the annotation of a GenBank genome assembly.
UGAAUCGAGGGGCGUCAUAAACUUACAACAACACAAGCAAAGCAUUCGAGAAAAAAGUUUAUUAAUUAAUUUUAUCUGGUUUUUAAGGAAUAUUAAGGCAUUAAAGUGAUUGCAAAGUAGUGAAAAGUGAUCUUUUGAUGAAAUAGAACAGGAGUAUUGAGGAUCGAAGGGUUAAAAACAACUGAAAUGUCUACUCCUCAAAAUUCGAUGGAUCCGGUAGAGGUAACGGAGGCAAUUAUUCCACAACAGCAAGGCCCUCCUCAACAGCCGCCACAAAAUUCAGGUCCACCAAUGAAUUCAAUGAUGCAACAAGGGUCUCCAAUGAAUCAGGGGUCUCCUAUGAAUCAAGGCCCUCCUAUAAAUCAAGGCCCACCAAUGCAACAAGGUCCACAAGGAAUGAAUCAAGGACCUCCGAUGCAACAAGGUCCACCGGGAAUGAAUCAGGGACCUCCCAUGCAGCAAAUGCCCCCAGGAAUGCAACAAGGACCACCAGCAAUGCAGCAAAUGCCUCCUGGUAUGCAACAAGGUCCUCCGAUGAUGCAAGGACCCCCUGUAAUGGGUCCAGGAAUGAUGCAGCCUCAAAAUGGACCAAAUAUGCCACAAAUGGGUCCAGCACCACCACCUGGUCAAGAAAAUUUGAGUGCUCUUCAAAAAGCUAUUGAUUCGAUGGAAGAAAAAGGCUUAGUAGAAGAUCCAAGAUAUUCUCAAUUGCUAGCGAUUCGUGCGAAUUCAAAAUCAACAUGUUUAUCAUCACCUCAAUUGGAUCAACUUCGAAGUCAGAUUAUGGCUUAUCGUCAACUAGCACGUAAUUUACCAUUAAACAAAAACUUGGUAACAGCAGUUAGAGGGCAAAGGCCAGAAGAUAGUCAACAAAAUGGUCCAAUACCGACUUCAGUUCAAUCUGGAAUGCCUGGUCAACCGCAACAAGGAAUGCAAGGUCCUCCACAUGCUCCAUCUCCACAAAAUAAUCAAUCUUCAGCUCCUCCUCAUGGUCCUCACAUGCCACAAAAUCAGCAAAUGAUGAUGUCUCAACAUGCACCACCAAAUCAACAAGGUCCAGUUCCUUCACAAUCACCACAAAUGAUGCAAAUGCAACCCGGUGGAGAUUCAAUGAAAGCAGUCUCUUUAUCUCAAUCAAACAUGCCAGUACAAGGUGGUCCAAGACCAAAUUCUCAACCACAAUCUCCACGAGCAGGAGCUCAAGCAGGUCCACAACAAAUGUCAAGUAAAAAUCGAAUUACAACAAUUGCAAAACCCUCUGGAUUAGAUCCGAUUGUCAUUCUUAAUGAACGAGAAAAUCGUAUGGCUUCAAGAAUUGCAUUGAGGAUGGAACAGUUAAAAAAUCUACCGACUAAUAUGGCCGAAGAUUUGCGAGUACAAGCUCAAAUUGAAUUACGUGCUUUGCGCGUUUUGAACUUUCAACGUCAAUUGAGAAGUGAAAUAGUGCAAUGUAUUCGACGUGACACAACAUUAGAAACAGCAGUAAAUGUGAAAGCAUAUAAGAGAACCAAACGUCAAGGGUUGCGUGAAGCUCGAGCGACAGAAAAACUCGAGAAGCAACAGAAAUUAGAAGCAGAAAGAAAAAGACGUCAGAAGCAUCAAGAAUUUUUGACACUUGUGUUACAACAUGGAAAAGAUUUUCGUGAAUAUCACCGUAACAAUUUGGCUAAAUUGGGACGAGUUAAUAAAGCCAUCAUUAACUAUCAUGCAAAUGCUGAACGUGAACAAAAGAAAGAACAGGAAAGAAUUGAAAAGGAACGUAUGAGACGUUUGAUUGCGGAGGAUGAAGAAGGUUACAGAAAACUUAUCGAUCAAAAGAAAGAUAAACGUUUGGCUUUGCUUUUGUCACAGACUGAUGAAUAUAUUGCUAGUGUCACUGAGAUGGUAAAAGCACAUAAACUUGAUCAACAAAAGAGGAAGGCUGAAAUUGAGCAGCGUAUGAAACAAAAGAAACGUGAAAUCCUUAAAUCAGGAGAAAUAUUAAUGCUUGAUGAGAGCAAUGAAGUAAUGGAUUGUAAAGUUACAGUAAAAGAAACAGCUACAGGAAAAAUUCUUUCUGGAGAUGAUGCACCAUCAUUGCGUCAUCUUUACAAAUGGUUACAAUUGAAUCCUGGUUGGGAAUAUGUCGUUUCUGACAGUGAAAACUCAGAUGAUGAAGAUGAUAAUGGACAGCAUAAGGCUGGAAUGAGUGAUCGCGAAAAGACAGAAGAAGAAAAGGCUAAAGAAUUGAUUAAGAAAGCUAAAGUUGAAGAUGACGAAUACAGGGCUGAAGAAAAGAAUUAUUACAGUAUUGCUCACGAUAUUCGAGAAAAGGUCACUGAACAAGCAUCUAUUUUGGUUAACGGAAAAUUGAAAGAAUAUCAAAUUAAAGGUCUUGAAUGGCUUGUAUCAUUGUUUAAUAACAAUUUGAACGGCAUUUUAGCUGACGAAAUGGGUCUUGGUAAAACAAUUCAGACAAUUGCUCUCGUCACAUAUUUGAUGGAAGUCAAGAAAGUAAAUGGACCAUUUUUGGUUAUUGUUCCAUUGUCAACAUUAUCAAAUUGGGUUUUAGAAUUUGAGAAAUGGGCACCAUCUGUUGGCGUUGUCUCUUACAAAGGCUCUCCAGCUGCUCGUCGUUCAAUUCAAAGUCAAAUGAGAAACACAAAAUUUAAUGUUUUGCUUACAACAUACGAAUAUGUUAUCAAAGACAAAUCUGUUCUGGCUAAGAUACAUUGGAAAUAUAUGAUUAUUGAUGAAGGUCAUCGUAUGAAAAAUCAUCACUGCAAAUUGACACAAGUUUUAAAUACUCAUUAUAAUGCACCGUUUCGUCUGCUUCUCACUGGAACUCCAUUGCAAAAUAAGCUUCCUGAAUUGUGGGCUUUAUUAAAUUUCUUGCUCCCAUCAAUUUUCAAAUCAUGUGUUACAUUCGAGCAAUGGUUCAAUGCACCAUUCGCAACGACUGGUGAAAAGGUCGAAUUGAAUCCAGAAGAACAGAUGCUUAUUAUUCGUCGUUUACACAAAGUUAUGCGUCCAUUCUUGCUGCGUCGUUUAAAAAAAGAAGUUGAAUCUCAAUUACCUGACAAAAUUGAGUAUAUCAUCAAAUGCGAAAUGUCUGGAUUACAGCGCGUACUUUAUAAACACAUGCAGAGUAAGGGCGUUUUACUUACUGAUGGAUCUGAAAGAGGAAAUAAAAAGGGAGGUUCUAAGGCACUGAUGAAUACAAUUGUGCAGUUGCGUAAACUUUGUAACCAUCCAUUCAUGUUUCAACAUAUUGAAGAGAAAUAUUGCGAUCACAUUGGACAGUCUAAUAUUGCCAAUGGACCUGACUUAUAUCGUGUGUCUGGCAAAUUUGAAUUGCUUGAUCGUAUACUUCCAAAAAUGAAGAUAUCAGGACAUCGUGUUUUGCUUUUCUGUCAAAUGACACAGUGUAUGACAAUUAUUGAAGAUUAUUUGAGUUGGAGAAAGUAUGGAUAUUUGCGUUUAGACGGUACAACAAAAUCUGAAGAGCGUGGAGACUUAUUGAAAAAAUUCAAUAGCAAAGGUUCAGACAUUUUCAUCUUUUUGCUUUCCACUCGUGCUGGUGGUUUAGGUUUGAAUCUUCAAACAGCCGAUACUGUAGUCAUUUUCGAUUCAGAUUGGAAUCCUCAUCAAGAUUUACAAGCUCAAGAUCGUGCUCAUCGUAUCGGUCAACGUAAUGAAGUGCGUGUAUUGCGUUUGAUGACAGUUAAUUCCGUUGAAGAACGAAUUUUGGCUGCAGCUCGUUAUAAGUUGAACAUGGACGAAAAAGUCAUUCAAGCUGGUAUGUUCGAUCAAAAAUCUACAGGUAGUGAGCGUCAACAGUUUUUGCAAAGUAUUUUGACACAAGAUGAAGGAGACGAUGAAGAAGAAAAUGAGGUUCCUGAUGACGAAACGAUCAACUUUAUGAUUGCUCGUAGUGAUGAUGAACUUGAGUUGUUUAAACAAAUGGAUUUGGAACGUAAAAAGAAUGAAACGAAGAAACGUCUUGUAGAAGAAUGUGAAUUGCCAGCCUGGCUUACAAACAAUGAUGAUGAUGAUCGCUGGGUUGAAGACGAAGACGAUGCAACAAUAUUAGGACGUGGUUCUCGUCAACGUAAGGAAGUUGACUAUACAGAUAGUUUGACUGAGAAAGAAUGGCUUAAGGCGAUUGAUGGCGAUGACAUUGAUUUUGAUGAAGAAUUGGAAAAUGAAGAAAGAGAUCGUAAGAGAAAAUCAAAGAAACGCAGGAAGGAUUCAGAUGAUGAGAGUGUUGCAUCAACUAUCGCAAAACGUAAAAAAGGAACAACGGAUCCAAAAAUUAAGAAACAAAUGAAGAAAAUAAUGAGUAUUGUAAUGAAAUAUGAAAUUGAAGGAAGAAUUUUGAGUGAACCUUUCAUGAAAUUACCAUCCCGUCGAGAAUUGCCAGAUUAUUAUGAAGUAAUCAAGAAACCCUUGGACAUAAAGAAAAUUUUGGCUCGAAUUGAUGAGGCAAAAUAUGUUGACUUUGCUGAUUUAGAGAAAGACUUUUUCCAAUUAUGCCAGAAUGCGCAAAUCUACAAUGAAGAAGCAUCUUUGAUAUACGAAGAUAGUAUUGUGCUACAGAAAAUAUUCUCGCAAGCUAAACAAAAAGUCGCUGAAUGUGAUGAGUCUGAAGAAGAAGACAAAGAUGACAAUGACGAUUCGAGUUCUUCUGAUUCCGAAAGUAUGAAGAUGAAAUUGAAACACUUAAGUAAGGCUUCAUCUUCAAAAGAAGGUUCUUCGUCAUCAUCAAAGAAGACACCAGCAAGACGUCGGAAAAAUGCUAAAAAGUAUAUCAAUUCCGACGAAUCUGAAGACGAUGAUGAUUAAAAAUUUAUUUUCCUUAAAUAUAUUAUUUAAAAAGUUUAUAAUUUAAACAAGAUAUUUUUAUUGACUAUGAUUAUAAUUUCUUUAUAAAAAAAUACACUUGACGGUAUUUGAACCCUUUUAUGAUAACUUCUCUCUUGUCUGUAAUGUUCUGAUUGGAAGCAUUAAUAAAGAUUUAAUUAGAUGGAAAGU